Molecule: messenger RNA, 477 nt
Organism: Lodderomyces orthopsilosis Co 90-125
Lineage: Eukaryota; Fungi; Ascomycota; Pichiomycetes; Serinales; Debaryomycetaceae
Gene: BUD31
Product: U2 snRNP complex subunit
Exons: 1
Coding region: 1-477 (158 amino acids)
Biological process (GO): mRNA splicing, via spliceosome
Cellular component (GO): nucleus; spliceosomal complex
Source: RefSeq, a predicted model, not a curated record
AUGCCACGAACUACCAAAUCAAAACUCAAAAUUAAAAAAACUUCACCGCCACCACCAGGCUACGAUAAAAUCGCCCCCACGAUACUCAAAUACAAACAAAAACUAAAAUCAGCAACUACCAACUCCACCAGUCCCACCACCGGCUCUACCAUCCCUGGAGCAAAGCCCACAUCACUAUGUCCCAUUUACAAAAUAACCCACGACGUCACCAAAUACAUCUACGACUUACACACGAGACAAAAGAUCAGUGAUGAAUUAUAUACAUGGUUAACAUUACAAGAUUAUGUUGAUUCACUCUUGAUUGCUAAAUGGAAAAAACAAGGGUAUGAGAAACUAUGUUGUACUCAAUGUAUCACUGGAGGAUCAACUUGUAUUUGUCGCGUGCCGAAGGUGGAGUUAUUGAAACGGGGUCAAGAUGAUAAAGUUGAUGUUGAAUGUGUUACUUGUGGAUGUCGAGGUUGUGCAUCUAGUGAUUAG